AGAUAUCAAGUUAACUAUCCAGAGUUCUGAUUAAAGUGUGUUUUACGAGUCAAAACAGCAAGAACAUAUUAAUAGCUUGCUGGUUUUUCUUGAUCAGCACUUCAGAAAAGAGAUGUUGCUGUAUUUGUAAUGAGUGAUAUUAGGAAAUAUAAUAAUAUAGGUCUGGAUUGUAAGAUCAGCUUGCCCCGGUGAGGUUAUGCCACUUUCAUUUAUGAUAUACAGCGUCAGUAAUGAAAAUUUCUCUCGGACAAAUUGGCGUCCAUGGUAAUUGUUCGCGUUCACAUUGGGGAUUCUGCACUGUUCUGCUAUGUUUGUAUACAUAAACAUGUGUGCGAAUGUUUGAUAACGAAUCCGAAGUAUUUUUACGAUAUUAAAAUUUUGAAGAUUUGACAGAAUUGAGGAUUGUGCAUCAUGGUUCAUUUGGAUAAUGGUUCCCAAUGUUAUUCGGAGAAUUACGCCGCGAAAAUUAUUGCAAAAAGUGAUUGUUAUAAUUUUUGGUUUAUUGUUGUUUAUCUUUGGAAUACAUGUAUUUGUAACCGAAAGGGAACCCCAAGAAAACACAAAAAUUAAAGAGAAUGAAAGAUUCGCUAAUUUCGGAAUGAAGUCGAAAUAUCGUCUUUUGCACGAAAAUCAACCAAUACGGAAUGACGAUGACAUCAUUUAUCUUGAUGAUGAACUAAACAAUGUCGUGGAGGACAACAAAUUGCAAGAAGUGACGUCACGCCCAAUGAAAAGAUUACCAGAUGCGUUAAUUAUAGGUGUCAAGAAGUCCGGUACAAAAACAAUGCUAGAAUUUCUCAAAAUACACCCAGAUGUUUGUGCGCCUGGGAACGAAGUACAUUAUUUUACAAGAAAUUACCAUAAAGGAUUGGAAUGGUAUAGACGACAGAUGCCGGUUUCUGUAGAGAAUCAAGUUACGGUAGAGAGAACCCGUGCCUACUUUGUACACGGAGAGGUUCCCCACAGAGUGUAUCGUCGGAUCCCGAACAUUCGUUUUAUCGUGGUGGUUCGAAACCCAGUACUACGAACUCUGCUAGAUUAUAUCUCACAAUGUGAAAGAAAUAAAAGCAAAUUGUCUUUCAAGGAGGCCUUCUUUUGGAACAAUGAUACCGGUUUCCUGGAUAUUUCACGUGAUUUUAUUCAGACGAGCAUAUAUGUGAAGUUUUUGGAUAAUUGGUUAAAAUAUUUCAAGCUGGACCAAAUUCAUUUUGUUAACGGUGAUAAACUUUAUAAGAAUCCUUUGCGGGAGUUGAAAAAAGUUGAAGACUUUUUAAGUCUAAGGAAUUUGAUCUCAUCGGAACAUUUCUAUUAUAAUACGUCACGUGAUACUUUAUGCAUUAAGAAACGCGAAUGUCAAGGACGUCCUCAUUGUUUUUCGGACAGCAAGUUAAAAAUUCCCCCGCCAGUAUACUUGAUGAAACGUUUGCAGGACUUCUUCGACCCAUUUAACGAGAAAUUUUAUGAGAAAUCAAAACAACAUUUCAAUUGGAAUGCUUAGUUGAGAUUUUCGAUUGUUUUCUUUUCUACGGUUA
Molecule: messenger RNA, 1532 nt
Organism: Saccostrea echinata
Lineage: Eukaryota; Metazoa; Mollusca; Bivalvia; Ostreida; Ostreidae
Product: heparan sulfate glucosamine 3-O-sulfotransferase 3A1-like
Exons: 2
Coding region: 428-1498 (356 amino acids)
Molecular function (GO): [heparan sulfate]-glucosamine 3-sulfotransferase activity
Source: RefSeq, a predicted model, not a curated record